Molecule: messenger RNA, 1450 nt
Organism: Daucus carota subsp. sativus
Lineage: Eukaryota; Viridiplantae; Streptophyta; Magnoliopsida; Apiales; Apiaceae
Product: probable prolyl 4-hydroxylase 3
Exons: 8
Coding region: 148-1044 (298 amino acids)
Biological process (GO): peptidyl-proline hydroxylation to 4-hydroxy-L-proline
Cellular component (GO): endoplasmic reticulum
Molecular function (GO): iron ion binding; procollagen-proline 4-dioxygenase activity; L-ascorbic acid binding
Source: RefSeq, a predicted model, not a curated record
ACACCUGUGUUUACUCCUUUUCCAUAUCUUGACCGUAACGAGCCCUCCUUCCUGCAAAUACAUUUUUGACUGCGCAUUUUUAUUUCCCCCAAUUCAAAAUCAUUUCUGGUGUAAUUAGGGUUUGCUUUUUUAAUUUAAUAAAUUCCCAUGGCGAAAGGGAAAAUACUGAAUUACAGGCAACAAGCCAAGAGAUCUUCAACAAUUGCAUUAGUGCUGUCUAUGUUGCUGAUGUUAACUGUUGUUCUGUUAAUGCUGCUAGCUCUUGGUAUCCUCUCUCUUCCUGUUUCUGAUGCUGAUGUUGAUUCCAACCCCAUUUCUAAUCACUUCAAAUUUAAUCGCAAGAUCAUCAACCACAAUACCAACAUAGUUGACAGUGAUGUAUCGGAAUCGAGAGAAGACCAAUGGACUGAAAUUCUCUCUUGGGAGCCUCGAGCUUUUCUCUAUCAUAACUUUUUGUCGAAGAAAGAAUGUGAGUAUUUGAUUAAUCUUGCGAAACCCCAUAUGGCGAAGUCCACAGUUGUGGAUAGCAAAACCGGGAAGAGUAAAGAUAGCAGGGUCCGUACAAGCUCCGGAAUGUUUUUAAGGAGGGGCGGAGACAAGAUAAUUAGCAACAUAGAGAAAAGAAUAGCAGAUUUUUCUUUCAUUCCCGCCGAUCAUGGAGAAGGACUACAAGUUCUCCACUAUGAAGUAGGACAGAAGUACGAACCUCACUAUGACUACUUUCUUGACGAGUACAACACUAAAAAUGGUGGUCAGAGGAUAGCUACUGUGCUCAUGUAUCUGUCAGAUGUCGAGGAAGGGGGUGAAACAGUAUUUCCUGCAGCCAAAGGAAAUUUUAGCUCUUCGCCAGGUUGGAAUGAGUUGUCUGCUUGUGCUAAAAGAGGACUUUCUGUGAAACCGAAAAUGGGCAAUGCUUUGCUUUUCUGGAGCAUGAGGCCUGAUGCCUCAUUGGAUCCUUCAAGUUUGCAUGGUGGUUGUCCAGUGAUUAAGGGGAACAAGUGGUCGUCUACUAAGUGGAUGCAUGUUGAUGAAUACAAGAUUUAGGUCGUAAUCUUUUGUAAGGAUAUAUAUGCUGUUCCAUUUGGAAUUUUGCCUAUGAAGGUCCAGAAGUCAUGGAAAACUCAAGUGCACAGCUUGCAGAUGAGCUGAAGCCAGAUAAUCACAGGCUUCUACAUCUUCCUUAGGAAAAGCAUAUUUAGAGUAGAGCCUGCAAUCACAUCAGGAAUUAAGCCAUUUGCACUGAACAUACUUUUUGUUAGAUUGUUGGUAAAAUAUGAAAUCAGCUAGGAGCUGGGUUUACUGCAAAUCUGGCUGUGUCAGCUUUGCAAAUCUUAUGUGUCAUGGUCUUGCGAGUUAAUUUCACUACUAUGGGUGAAAUUGUUUUGCUGAUUAAUUAGAGUCAGUAAACUACCAAAGUUUUAGUUAUCCUAUGCCAGUGUGUUGUUGUCUA